Molecule: messenger RNA, 2624 nt
Organism: Linum tenue
Lineage: Eukaryota; Viridiplantae; Streptophyta; Magnoliopsida; Malpighiales; Linaceae
Source: the annotation of a GenBank genome assembly
GUGAAAACAGACAAGAAGAGUGAGAGGAGGGUUCCAUUAAAUUCUUUUGCUGGCAACCCCAAAUUUAUUUAUUUCGUUUCAGAGAAAGUUCUGCACAUUUGGUACAGUUCAUGGGCUUCACGUCGUGUCACCUUCUCUCACCAAUCUGCUUCACGAACCCAGAAAAAUGAAAAGGGAAAUUAAAUGGAGAAACCUUGAGAAAAAGGAAUCAUGGGAAAGCCAUGCACUUCACUAAAUAUAUUUACCCGCCACCAACCGGCCAUCCACCGCCACGCCACGGAAACUGCCCUUUCCUUCCCCUUCACUUUCUCCCCCCGCGCUCUUUCAUCCAUUCUGUUUCUUUCUUCUUCAUUUGUCAACUCUUCUGUUCCACCAUCACCUACCUUUAAUGGCAUCCACGAUCAUCCUCCAAACCAAACCUUCCCCUCUCUACUACUACUAUAUCAUUACAAAGCCUAACCCCACUUGUCUUCUCUAUUCGUUCAAUCCCAUUUAGAAAAUGAAGUUCGAAGAUUACUUGGUGGAGCAAGCUGACGAUCAGAAGCAGAAGCAGCAGCAACAACAGCAGCAGGAGAAGAGGAUCAGCCUGGAGCAAGAGGUUGAGAAGCUGCAGGCGGAAUUGGAAACACAGCAGGCAAUAGGGAAGGUGCUGCACUCUGCACUUCAUGGCCCUGUUGCGUCAGCAGCGAAUUCAUCACUUGCCUCGUUGCUUCCUCCUCACGUAAGCUUUUCGGUUCCGAGACUAUUCAGUGGGGGGUGGUUGAUGAUUGAUCACUGAGGAGUUUCUGACAUUGGUUACGAUGUGGGGGCAGGUGCAGGAGCUUCUCUCGGAAAUGGCAAUGGUGGAGGAGGAAAUCGUCUGGCUGGAGAGGAAAGUAGGUGAGUUGAAACUUGGCUUGUACAACGACCGGAAGCUCGCCAAAGAAAGGAAGUCACAGCUGAAGCAGCAACAGAGACGGCAGAAGACAAAGCAUCAGAAGAAUUACUUGCCACUUCCCCCGCCAGCGCCACCGUGCGCACCUGUAGGGGAUCGCUCUGUGAUUAAUGGUGAUCUCUACCAGGUGUCGAAAUCACAGCGCCAUGCGGGUGGUUUCCGAAGGGAGAGGUUCAAGUUCAGAAGAGCUUCUGCUGGUUCUGCAGAAGAACUGUUCUGCAUUCUUCCCACUGCUGCUGCUGCUUCCCCAAGUACGCCCCAGAAGCCUCAUUGGCAUAUUUCUUGAUCUCAACCAGACGUCAGCUGUUGAAGAAACAGGAGAUUCAGCUAUCGUCCCAAAGCAUAGUAUCAUCUCCCACCGCACAAACUCGAAAGGGCCAAAAGCAGCUAUCUCGUCAUCAUUCAACUGUAAACAACCUUCACCGUGUGUUUCUUCCCCUUUCAAUGGGUCGCCAUCUUCGAACAUUGAUCCUUAUGGAAUUAUGCCGGACGAAGACAGUGGUGGUAUCAGAGACAUUGGACCCUACAAGAACUUCAUCCAGAUUGGAAACAGCUCUUUGGAUAUCAGCAGCCGAUUCAAGCAAACUUCACCAGCUGCUGAAAAGCUAAGGUUGUGACUUUGGAUAUGCUUAUUAGGCUGCUGCUGAUGUUCUGAAAGUAAAAUACUAAGUCUUACAAAUCAACUCUCAUCCAUUUUCUUCUCAGGGAUCUGGUGCAGAAAUUGGGGAAUGUUGAUUUGACGUUCUUGACAUACAAGCAGAAGUUGGCGUUCUGGAUCAAUAUCUACAAUUCCUGUAUAAUGCAUGCAUUUCUAGAACAUGGACUGCCUUCCUCACAGGAGAAACUGUUGGCAAUCAUGAACAAGGCUGCAAUCAACGUGGGAGGAAUGGUGUUCAAUGCUCUGGCUAUAGAGCAUUUCAUUCUCAGGCAUCCAUGUGAAGCAAGCUAUGUAAGUAGAUAAACUGAGGAAUUAAGCAUAGACUCGUACAAUACUUCCACAAGAGAGAUUCAAGUUCAAAAACAAUAUAUAUAGCCUGACAAAGGAUGUCGAUUACACUUACAAAGGGCCCUGUGGACGACAAGGAAAUGCUUCUCCGCCAUACUUAUGGUGUUGGAUAUCCAGAACCGAACGUGACAUUUGCCCUCUGUCGUGGCAACUGGUCGUCUCCUGCAUUGAGAGUAUACACAGCAGACCAAGUGGUGAACGAGCUGGGAAGGGCCAAAGCAGAGUACUUAGAAGCUUCAGUUGGGGUGGUGAGGAGCAAGAGAAAGAUUGUCGUGCCGAAGCUACUGCAAUGGCACAUGCGAGACUUUGCCGACGAUAUGGACUCACUACUGGAAUGGAUUUACAGCCAGCUAUCACGCUCUGGUUCGCUCAAGAGGCUGAUGAUGGAAUGUCUGAAUGGAGGAACCAAAUCUCCAGCCACAAAGAUGGUGGAGAUUCAGCCUUAUGAAUACGGUUUCCGCUACCUGCUGCCUUUCUAAGAAUGAAUCCAAACGAGAGUAGAGAUGAUAGAUAUUGACACAACAAUCAAGACCCUGACUGCUAUUAUAGAGACUGUCAAUACUUAGGUGGUAAUUUCUUGCUGUGCACUCAAGAUCAGCAGAAGUGAACAGCUGAUGAUGUAACUAAAGUUCUAUAACUUCAUUCUAGUUAAUACAGAGAUAAAUAAAGGGUGUGUUCGUUUUG